This is a messenger RNA of Umbelopsis ramanniana AG, 878 nucleotides long. RefSeq lists its product as uncharacterized. The transcript has 3 exons. The coding region runs from base 89 to 505 and encodes 138 amino acids. Lineage: Eukaryota; Fungi; Mucoromycota; Umbelopsidomycetes; Umbelopsidales; Umbelopsidaceae. The record is from RefSeq and is a predicted model, not a curated record.
UCAAAUCAAGUUUCAGUUCGUGGUUCCCAACGACAUUAGAACUUUACUAUCACUAAGGACUACGGAGGGAAGCAGUACGCUAGAAGUCAUGCCGCCUUCCUUACAGCAGUGUAUGGCCUCUUUUACGCAUUUGCAUCAACUCGCAGUUUCAAGCGUCAGGCCAGGAGUAAAACCUUCUAUUUUAACUGUCGGAGGGAAAGCAUUCAGUAAACACGUACACCGUGACCUAAAAGCAAAAUUUUGGGGUGUUUGCAAAGGCACUGAAAAAAUGAAAAACGAGGCAGCAAAUACGGUGUUGUCAAAGAUCUUGCAAAGACCAGUCUGGAGAAAUCUCCAUGAACUCCCACAUGCUAUUUUAGCCUAUGAAGUUAGAAACAAGGAAGGAUAUGGUGCGCGAUGGACGGCAAAACUGAAGGAUCACGACCAUCAAACUAUAUCUUGGAUGUUUCGAGGCUUCUUAGAGCCUCCUAUGAAAGAUGGUCACUCUGUUGGAUGGAUACAUUAAAAAUUUGGUAUUCACCUUGUGCCAUACUACUAUUGAGGCAAAGAGAAAGGCUAUCGGACUACAUAGAAAGUUCAUAAAGCAUGCCAAAACAUCAGAUGAAAGAUGUUAUUGUUCAUAUAGUUUGACAUUAACAUCGAGACAGAUAUAUCCCUCUUAACAAAGAAAAGCUUUCUGUUACCGCGGUUAUUCAAAAUGGCCGCACCACCUUAAUCACAAAAUCUUUUUGAAAGUACCACGGCAUUACUGGUGUACGCAGAAUAUGAUGCAUUCCAUCGUAACUCUGAGUCCUGCCAGCGGAAAUCUCCACUGUCAUUCAAGUCUUUCUAUCACCUGAAUCUCUCCAUCUUCUUAAAUUCUAUUUGUAGCAUCAGCG